Molecule: messenger RNA, 2506 nt
Organism: Monascus purpureus
Lineage: Eukaryota; Fungi; Ascomycota; Eurotiomycetes; Eurotiales; Aspergillaceae
Source: the annotation of a GenBank genome assembly
CGACAAGAACGGUACCAGAAGCCAACGCAUCUUGGCGGAAGACAGAAAAGGAGGCUGGGAAUAUUAUAUACAGAUACAACCGCCACCAUGGUUCUUCCCAAGUCCAAGAACGCCGUGGGACUGGGCAACAGUCUUAUGAACGACCGUUUCGGCAAGGGCAAGGCCUCGAACCAGAAGAAAGUCUCGCACAAUGCCGCCAUUGCUCGCACAGCAGCCAACGGCGAUACAUACGUGACGAACGCUCCCAAAGAGGCAGCAUGGAUGAAGAUGCGCAGUAUUACGGAGCAGGCCGCGCUCGACGAGUUCCUCACCACCGCAGAGCUGGCGGGUACCGAUUUCACAGCAGAGAAGAUUAAUAAUGUGAAAAUCAUCCAUGCGGACCAGAAUAAUCCAUUCCUUCUAUCGGCAGUGGAGGAGAAGUCGACUUUGAAGAAGCAUAGGGAGAACAGAAGGCGACUGACGGUCCCUAGACGGCCGAAAUGGGAUUCCACCACCACGCGAGAGCAACUGGCAGAAAUGGAGAGGGCAAGUUUCCUGGAGUGGAGGAGAGGUUUGGCGGAACUUCAGGAUAACUAUGACCUGCUGAUGACUCCGUUCGAGAGAAACUUGGAAGUCUGGAGACAGUUAUGGCGAGUCAUUGAGCGGUCGGAUCUGGUGGUACAGAUUGUCGAUGCACGGAAUCCACUGCAGUUUCGCUCGGAGGACCUGGAGAACUAUGUCAAGGAAAUCGACCCAAAGAAGAGGAACCUCCUUCUUGUCAACAAGGCAGAUAUGUUGACGGAGAAGCAAAGAAAAGAAUGGGCCAACUAUUUCAAGCGAAACAACAUCAGUUUUCGGUUUUUCUCGGCCCACCUUGCUAAGGAGCGGAACGAGAGGCGUCUUUUGGAGGACAGUGGAUCCGAGAGUGAGGAUGAAGAUGCUGCUGAUCGCCUUGCCAAGUCGGCUCAGAAUAUGAAUCUUCAUGGCCAAGAAGACGGAGAGGAAGUGUCGGGUGAAGAUGCCCAAGCUGAACGUGACGUUGAACUGAAGCAUGCCGAUAUCGAAAAAUCUCAAAUGACACACAUCCUAGACGUCGAUGAGCUUGAAGACCUUUUCCUUGCCAACACCCCGGAUACUUUUACCGAAGGUGACAGUCCGGAUCAGCAACGCAAACAAAAGACAACUAUUGGUCUUGUCGGGUACCCCAACGUUGGAAAAUCUAGCACAAUUAACGCUCUUCUUGGGGCUAAAAAGGUUUCUGUUUCAGCAACUCCCGGAAAGACGAAGCAUUUUCAAACUCUCUACCUCUCUCCAGAGAUUAUGCUUUGCGACUGUCCCGGUUUAGUAUUUCCCAACUUCGCUACGACAAAGGCCGAACUUGUUGUCAACGGCGUCCUGCCCAUCGAUCAGCAGCGUGAAUUCACAGGCCCAGCUGGGCUGAUUGCACAACGUAUCCCGAAGCACUUCGUCGAGGCUGUCUACGGAGUGAAAAUUAUCACCAGGCCCAUCGAAGAAGGCGGUACGGGUAUCCCAACUGCUAACGAGCUACUCCGUGCCUAUGCUAGAGCGCGCGGUUUCGCCACCACAGGACAAGGCCAACCCGAUGAAUCUCGAGCUGCACGAUACGUCUUGAAGGAUUACGUCAAUGGCAAGCUCCUCUUUUGCAAUCCACCGCCUGCACCGGAAGGCGAGGAACCCAUCGACCCCCAAGAAUUUAAUAAGGAGCUGUAUGACAUCUCACAUCUCCCUGAAAGACGUCAGGCAGCGAUUUUAAAGUCCAUUGCCGUUGCUGGUGAUGAUGGGAACAGCAAUGACAAUGAUUUCGACUCAGAUAUUAUCUCUCUCAAUCCUUCGACAGCCUCUGGAAAGCCGCCUGUCGUUGAAGGCUUGCGAUCCCGAAACAUUGACACGGGUUUCUUCGGCCCUGGGUCCAGAGGCUCUGGUGCUCAUCUGACAAUGCCAUUUAAUCACCCCUAUACCGAACAGGGGAAACAGAUGCGCAAGCAUCUUACUGGUCGCAAGGAGAGGACGAUGAUCGCUCUUGAGAGAGGCGUGGAUGUUUCCGAGGUGAAGGGGAACUCAAAGAAGCACUUCAAGGGGAAUAAGAGGAAGGCAAAGGGGAAACGUAAAGCAGAUGAAGAUGACUACUAUUGAACUUGAUGGGCUAUAACUCGCUGGCGAGUAUGAUUUGCUGGUGGCUGACGGGGGAGCUCAUACCGGCUCCCUUGAUUGCUUUGGUUAAUAGAUGCAUAUGUGUUAGUUCUGUUUGUUUAUGUGUGGUACGAGAGUAUCUCACGGUGAUUGAUGAGCAUAGAUACCUGUGUCUCUUUCGAAGGAGCUGUUCAAGAUGUUUUGAUUUCCAAACCUGUACGUCACAUGACUUUUCUUAUUAGAGAAUACGAGAUGCGCCGAUGUGAGGGGCUGCAAUUUCUCCAGUUUCCUUCAUACUUUAUGAAAAUGCCCUGAAAGAUCAAUUGAUUUAUACGCAUGCUACCUCUUGGUUAUUUUUAAUUUAUCUGGUUAUCCC